AUGCCUGCUGCUGCUUCCUCUGGAUUGUCUCGUACCAUUUACAACACCAUCUUUAAGAAGAACUCUGUCUUUGUUACCACUAUCUUUGCUGGUGCUAUUGCUUUUGAAGUUGGCUUCGAUACUCUUGCCGACAAGGUCUGGGAUAACCUUAACAAGGGCAAACAAUGGAAGGAUAUCAAGGACAAGUAUGAAUAA
This is a messenger RNA of Rhizopus microsporus ATCC 52813, 195 nucleotides long. RefSeq names its product ubiquinol-cytochrome C reductase. Gene Ontology annotation, biological process: mitochondrial electron transport, ubiquinol to cytochrome c. The record is from RefSeq and is a predicted model, not a curated record. NCBI's taxonomy places the organism in Eukaryota, Fungi, Mucoromycota, Mucoromycetes, Mucorales, Rhizopodaceae. Bases 1 to 195 code for a protein of 64 amino acids. The transcript has 2 exons.